AUGCUGAAAUCGGCUGAAACGCAUCAUGGGUUUUCGGAGUUCGAACAACCUGGUUUGCCCGCGGUGUCAGCUCAGACUAAGUUCGACACGUACCAGCAAUGUACCGAUGACAUCAGCUAUAGCUCGCUCAACCUCAAGACGCUUAACGGGUCAUCGGAUUACACUGCCAACCUCGCGGCUAUCGGCGGGUUCGCAAAUGCCAACUCUAACCUGGUAGCCGGCACGGUCAACUACGCAUACAUCGGCGGAAGCCAGGCCUCGCCGAACGCUCCGGCCCAAAGUGGCGCCAACUCCUUCACCGCCGCGUCGGGCACUGUCAAGCCAUAUGAGAGCGACAUCUGGACGAUCGACCCGACCACGGGCGCGGUCACCGCGCAGUGGGUCAACACUGAUGGAAGCACACCGAAGACGUACUUCGCGAUCGCCCAGAAUGUCGUUAUUCUCACCGCUGACCUUUCCCGUUACGCAAUCUCGUUCGGGUCCAUAACUGCCGUGAGCGUCACGUUUGUCCAGCUGUCGAGCUCCGUCGUGCCCGUGACGACGACCGUCUAG
Messenger RNA from Rhodofomes roseus, 552 nucleotides. RefSeq lists its product as uncharacterized. Bases 1 to 552 code for a protein of 183 amino acids. The record is from RefSeq and is a predicted model, not a curated record. NCBI's taxonomy places the organism in Eukaryota, Fungi, Basidiomycota, Agaricomycetes, Polyporales, Fomitopsidaceae. The transcript is spliced from 6 exons.